Messenger RNA from Cryphonectria parasitica EP155, 3895 nucleotides. RefSeq lists its product as uncharacterized. Bases 1 to 3675 code for a protein of 1224 amino acids. The record is from RefSeq and is a predicted model, not a curated record. Gene Ontology annotation, molecular function: structural constituent of nuclear pore. Gene Ontology annotation, biological process: nuclear pore organization; protein import into nucleus. Gene Ontology annotation, cellular component: nuclear pore transmembrane ring. The transcript is spliced from 4 exons. NCBI's taxonomy places the organism in Eukaryota, Fungi, Ascomycota, Sordariomycetes, Diaporthales, Cryphonectriaceae.
AUGUCUCUGCACAUAGCUUCGUCCCUCGCGCCGAGGACUCAGUAUCCCACGAAUCCAGUCAUACCUCUCCACGUCCUCGAUGCGCCGACACAGCGCUUCUACGCGCUCGGUCUCUACACCGCUCUCUUCGCAUGGAAGCUCUACGACUGGGUCAUGGUCGUAGAGGACGACAGCGAGUCCGUGUGGCUGGUCCUGAAAUGGAUCUUCAUCGAUUUCGUCUACAUAUUCGGCUUGCCAGAGUUCAGGAUACCAUGGCUGGAGUUCUCCCAGCUGUCCUGCACCGUCGCCUUUCUCUUUCACGCUGUAUUUGAUCUUUUGGUUAUGCUCAACAUCGGCCUACCCUUUGGCCCCGCCAUCGUGGCCUUCCUAAGGGUCUUUUGGGACCGCGAGGUCGCCAUAUCCGAACAAUACGUCAAAGUGUCCAGUGUGACCCAGAACGCCUCCCUUAUCUUGGGAAAACAGAUCAUUAACAUCCUGCCCGAGGGCUCAGCGGUCCUGAACCCGGAUGGCUACUCUUAUUGUAUGGGCGGCGACCGCACGGUCACUUUGCCCCUGCACUUUAACGCGACCGUACCAGUCGAGAUCGAGGUCAUUCGCACCGAUCUCGAGACAAACAACGAGGAGACCCUCAAACUCACCAAGGACCAUAUCAAGACGAUCAAGAAGCUGGUCAAGAGGCAGGAAAGUGAUCCCGAAAUGGCAGAUGCCAGGUUCGAUUGGCCGAUCAAGAAGCCUGGUGCCUAUCGGCUGGCCAAGGUCCUUGACGAAUACAAGCUCGAAGUGCAACGCCUGACCCCGAAUACCUUCGUGGUACCUUGCCCCAAGGCCCGGGUCAUUGCCUCGCCGUCCUCUGACCGCUGCUUGGGAGACCUGUCGGACCUUGCGCUGGAGGUGGUUGGCACGCCCCCACUCAAGAUCAACUACAGCCGUAGGAUCAAGGAUAAGGACCACAGCUUCCACUUUCAGAGUCUACAGCCCGAGGGCUUCUCGUCGCCUCUGAUGGGCUCACACAGGUCGUCGGCCCUCGUCAUGCCAGACGACGACUCUUCUGUGUCGUGGGCCAAAGCGGAGAGAGUCACUGUGAGCUUAAACGAGUCUAUGAACACGGGAGGUGCGUGGCAAUACUCGGUGGACGAGGUUCAGGACGCGUUUGGCAACAUCGUCAAGUAUCAGUCGCCAGCAGAUGACCCAGAGAUGCGUCCAAAGCCCAAGCACCUAGUGCAGGACUUCAUCGUCAAGGAACGCCCGACAGCUAUGAUCGAAGGCUGUGAUUUGCGAAACCCUGUAAAGGUUGCCAAGGGCAAGUCUACUAAAUUGCCUGUCAGCUUCCACGUGGCUGGCCAGACGGAUACGGCACACACCAUCAGUUGGCAAUUCUCGCCAAUCGACACCCUGACAAGGAAUGGCGACCACGGUGAGGUCGUGUCAUUUGACACGUACAAGGCGAAGAAUGCGAAGGACCAGCCCAAGAUCUCAGCACCGGGACUGUACACCCUGAAAUCAGUCUCUUCAAGCGCUUGCGACGGGCACGUUCAGGAGCCUGUCUCGUGUCUCCUCUUGAAUCCUCUUGAACCAAACCUCGUGCUACGCUCAACCGACAUUCCCGACAAGUGUGCCGGUAAUUCUAUCGGCAUGGCUGUGGACUUCGAUUUUGUCGGCACACCUCCUUUCACGGUCAAAUAUGAUGUUAUGCACAACGGAGCGACGAAGAGAAAGAGCUUCACAACGAACAGCAUGAGGCAUCAGGAGGAAUUCAUCCCCACAGAGGCCGGUACGCACACGUAUGUCUUUAAGGAAAUCAGCGAUAAUGUUUAUUCGGCUCAACCUCUCACCGGUCCGGAGAUGACUCUGGAGACGACGGUGACACCAGCGGCCUCAGCCUACAUCCGGAAGGAGUCCAAAAUGGUCUCGGCUUGCUUGGACAAAGACGUCGUAUUUGACGUUGUCUUCGCCGGGGAGGCGCCCUUCACCUUGGAGUGGGAACUUGUUCACGACGGCAAGAGGAAGCAAUUCAAGGCCGAGGGCAUCCAAGACAGGAUUUAUAAGAUCAGGACACCAAAAUUUUCAUCGGGCGGAGAGUACUCUGUCUCUCUGGUAUCUGUGAAGGACACAUCAGGUUGCCGCAUCUUCCUCCAAGACGAGCGCAAGAUAGCUGUCCGACGCCAACGGCCACGGGCUGCAUUUGGGCUGCUGGACGGAAAGUUCAAGACAAUGGCCAUCGAAGAAGAGCAAACCAAGCUGCCUGUCCGUCUGAGCGGAGAGGGGCCGUGGACAGUCGCUUACAAGAAUCUGAACGAGGGCCCGAACGCCAAGGUGCGCAGGGCUGUCCUCUCGUCUGGCAACGACGUGCUCAGUGUCACACAACGCGGCACAUACGAGAUUGUGGACGUGGAUGACGCCCAGUGUCCUGGCACUGUCGAUCCUAAAGCGGCGCAAUUUGAGGUGGAUUGGUUGCCCCGACCUAGCCUGGCUAUUCUACAAGCUCCCAGCAUCCACGAUGAAAGUGGAGCGUACAUCAAGAACGAUGUUUGCGAAGGAGACAUGGAUGGGUUUGAAGUUGGCCUCGUCGGUUCUCCUCCAUACCACGUUGAGUAUGAGGUCAGGCACAAGCCGAAUAGUGGAAGUUCGGCGAUCAACAAGAAGAACUUCGACGCCGCCCUCAGCAAGGCUACCGUCCAGAUGGAUACCUCGAGGGCAGGGACGUACACCUAUCUCUUCUCCACCCUGUCCGACAGCCUCUACGACGACAACAAGAAGUUCAGUCCCGUCAGGCUUGAGCAGAAGGUCAACCCGAAACCUACGGCCAAGUUCGCGAAACCCGGCCAGACGUACAAGAGCUGUAUGGCGGAUCAAGAUGUUGAAGACACGGUGGCGAUUGAGUUCUCGGGCACAGCACCUUGGACGGUGGUGUUCGAAAUUAAGCACGACAGCGGUGCGAGCACAGAGACGGUCCGUGUCGAAGGCCUAGAGAAAGAGAAGUCGCAGGUCAAGAUCCCAAGGGAGUACUUGCGACUUGGCGGCCAAUCCGUUCGCAUCCGUCAGGUCAGCGACGCUCGCGGAUGCAGGCGCACCUACGAGACAGGCGGGCCCUCCGUCCAGGUCCAGCUCUACGACGCCCCCUCGAUCUAUCCCCUGGAUCAGCGGAAGGAAUACUGCAUUGGCGAGCGUAUUUCCUACACCCUGGUCGGCACUCCGCCAUUCGAGGUCGAGUAUAUAUUUGAUGGCACGACGCGCCAAGCCAAGUCCACAACGACAAACUUCAAGCGGCUCGCCGAGACCGCCGGUGAGUUCACCAUCACAGCCAUCAGGGACAAGGCCUCCGAGUGCCAGGCCGCCGUCAAUAUCAGCAAGACGAUUCAUCCAUUCCCGACCGUGCGCAUUUCCAAAGGCAGGACGGUCCGGUCAGACAUCCACGAGGGCGGUGAGGUGGACAUCUUGUUUGACUUUACAGGUACGCCGCCAUUCGAGUUCACAUACACACGCAGUACGAACGAGCGCAAGGGCCAGCGAAGUCAGGUGCUGGAGACAAGGCACGACGUCAGCUAUGAGUAUAGCAAGGUGGUCAGAGCAAGCCAGGAGGGCACGUACGAGGUGGUAUCGAUCAAGGACAUGCACUGCGCGUUCUCGACACAGCAGGUCGAAGGGAGAUCGGAGGGCAAGAUGUUGACGUACUAAGUUAGAGAGGGAGGCGUCACAGCCCGUGACUUUUUGGUGUGGUAGAUGCGAAACGACGGAGGAUAAACAAGAGCAUCAAAAAUAGGGAAGCUAUAUUUGAGAUUGGCUUAGGAGAAUAGCCGGAUGAUUGAUUGCAUGAGCAUGGCGUUUUUGGAAGGCUCUUUUUUCCCCCUUGUGUGUUGUGUGAAAUAGACUGAUUUGGUAGUCUACGGAAGGAAGC